UAAUAACAGGAAAUCACAUGUCCGUGAUAAGAAUAAUUACAUGAAAUUCAAACGUUUUGUUGUUUUCUUAAUUAAUUAUUCAAACAAUCACAGGGAGAGAGAGAGAGGAGCGGCAUGAAUGAAAUUCAAAUCGUUGAUAAUGAAACCCUAAUACCUAUAAUUGUUGUAUAAGCGAAGAGGUUUGUUGCGUGGAGGUGGUCCAGGAAUGCACAUUUUUCCAAUGGAUAUUUGCUAGUUUGUCACACUUGCAAGCUUUUACAGCCUUUAUGUCCAAAUUGUGUGGUGAAGGAUUCUCAGUGAUAAUGUCCUGUUCGCUGUGUAGUUUUAAGUAGUGAAAAUAUAGCAUAAGCUUUUUGCUGAAGUAAAUCAGUGAGCGGUGGCCUUGAGAGUUGAGUGUUCCUUCCUUUUAAUUUGAGAACGCUGCUCGCUUUCGAAAAUGCAGUCGCAGAAGUCAAGAGGUGGUUCUUCUACUUCCGGCGUGUCUCCGGUCACGCCGAGAUCUACACGGAUAGUGAAAAGCGCGGCUUCGGAUUCAGAUAGCGGGGCUACUCCUCCUCGCAAUGGCAGCAGGCUGCCGCUUGAUAGAAGCCCCAGGUCCAGCCCCAAGCCUAAAAUCCCCGAGCAUAAGUCACCAAGGAGUCCACUAUCUGAGAAACGCGCAACCAAGGCAUCUGAGCUGCAGCAACAGCUUGCAGAGGUUCAAGUAGAGCUGAAGAAGACAAAGGAACAGCUAGUUGCAGCUGAAACUGAAAGGGCACAAGCAUCGGAGGUCCAAGAAGAGCUAAAGAAGACUAAGGAACAGCUCGUAGCAGCAGAAGCUAAAAGUGCGCAAGAAUUGGAGUCGCUCCAAGAGGCGAAAAAGCUUAGCGAGGCAACUGCUUCAAAGCUUGAAGAAUCUGAGAAGAGAGCUCAGGAGAUUUCUGAGAAUGGAUCGGCUCAACUCGUUGAUCUGCAGCAGGCUUAUGAGGAAGCUUCGAGGGAGAGGGAAAUGGCAUGGCAGUCCCGGCUUGAAGCUGUGGAAAGACAAAAUUCGAUGGAUGUGGCUGCCUUGAUGUCGGCUUCCCAAGAGCUUCAGAGGGUCAAGCAAGAGCUGAGCUUAGCCAUGGAUUCGAGAACCCUGACCAUUGCUCAGGUCGAGCAGGCCAAUAUGGAAAUCGAUAGCUUAAAACUUGAGAUUGCUAAUUUGAGAAUGCCUGAGCCAAAUUUGUCCGAUGCGCAUGCUCAUUUGGAGAAUCUGAGAUCCGAAUUGAAAGAAGCAAGAGCUUCAGAGGCUAGGGCUUUCAUGGCAGCCCGCGAUGCUAACCUCAAUCUGGAGGAAGCCAGGAUGAAAAUGAAUGCUGCUAAAGAAGACGAGAAUAAGGCGAUGGAGUCGUUGAGACAAAUAAGUGCAGAGCUUGUAGAAGCCAACACUGGUCUUAAAAACUCUAAAUGCGAGGUGGCUGAACUAACAGAAACAGUGCAGCGCUUGAUGGCUGAGCUUGAGAAAGCUAGAACAGAGCUGGUUGAAGUAAAGAAGAGAGAAGCUGAAGGAGAAGAAAGGAAUAAAAAGGCAUUGGAAAGUCUUGAAUUAGACCUCCACCAAGUUACUGCAGAAGCAGGGCAUGUUAAAAUUGAGCUUCAGGCUGCUUAUGAGGAUGCACAGAAAGCUAAAUUUGAAGUUGAACAAAUGAAAGCUUUAUUUGAAGGCACAGAAUCUAAGUUUGAGGCAAUGCUCAGUGAGGCCAGAGCUGAGGCAGAGCACGAUAAAGAAGCAGGUAUGAGAGCUAAGAUGGAUGCUGAGGAGUAUGCAGCCCUCAUCAAUGAAAGAGAGUGUAAGUUGAUGGAGGCUUUGAGAGAAACAGGAGCCAAGGCUAAUGAAACAAAAGAAGAAUUGGAAAAGAUUAAGUUGGAAGUGGCAGAUCUGAAAGCCUGUUUGAUGGAUAAAGAGACAGAGUUACAGAAUAUACUGGAGGAAAAUGAGACUGUAAAAUCUAAUGAGACUGUACUGCUUGAGAAAAUUGCCCAUUUGGAGAAAUCACUUGCCAUGGCCAAGAAUUCUGAACCAUCAGAAGCUAAUCGUGUUGCACUGGAUGAUGGAGCCCAAGGGGGAGGAGAUGGUCCUUCAAAUGAAAAACUGGCGGAAGCCCUCAAAGCAGCUGCAAGUGCUAAUGCUAGAGAGAGAGAAGCCGUGGAAAAGCUUAGGGUUUGUGAAUUGGAGCUUGAAAACAGUAGCCAGAGAGCAAAUAGAUCAGUGGAGCAGCUUGAGGCUGCACAGGCUGCAAAUCUAUCAAUGGAAGCAGAUAUGAAAAGGUUGAGGAUACAAACUGAACAAUGGAAGAAGGCGGCUGAUGCAGCUGCAACUGUUCUGGCUGCUGCCCACAAUGGGGAACUUAAUGGUAAAGUAGUGGAAAGAUCAGCCUCUCUGUUAUCAGAUUCUGAUGUACUUAACAUGAGAUUCUCAUCUCCCAUGAAGGAUGAUUUUGAUGGCUCACCAAACUCAAAGAAGAAGAAGGCCAUGCUGAAGAAAAUUGGAGAUCUGUGGAAGAAACGGGGUCAGAAGUGAGGUGCCUUGGCUUUAGCCUCAGCAAUGUCAGGCAUGUCUGCAUUUGACAUAGAGCUUGCUGGCUUGCUUUAGUGGCAUAUGUAUUUUGAUUGCAAAAUGGGUACAGUAACAGCCUUUUAGUAUACUAUACUAUUUUUCCUGGAAGUAUGAUCGUAUCUUUGCAGUAUUAUUAGCUCCCUCCAUAGAGGAAUGAUCAUCCUUGAACAGAAUCAUCUUCACUGCAAAGUCUUAUAAUUUAUGGCUUAAAUUUUUGCAAUGAUUUACUCGUGGGAUGUGCGCUGUACAUAGACCUAUCCUCUAGAGUAUGUCUUGAUGAAGCUCAUACUGUGAGUAACUAUUUGGUGAUGCAGAGGGCAGUGUUGGGCACUGUUCUCUAUCUGCCACCAUGUCUCCUGUAUUGAUUUGAAUUUGCAGAACUGGUUUAGUUAUGGCUGUAACUAUCUCUAAAUUAGUAGUUAAAGGACAAUGUAUGUCUCCUUUUUAAUUGACGAUAUUUUCAGUUUA
This is a messenger RNA of Cryptomeria japonica (Japanese cedar), 3046 nucleotides long. RefSeq names its product interactor of constitutive active ROPs 2, chloroplastic. The record is from RefSeq and is a predicted model, not a curated record. Bases 437 to 2542 code for a protein of 701 amino acids. Lineage: Eukaryota; Viridiplantae; Streptophyta; Pinopsida; Cupressales; Cupressaceae. The transcript is spliced from 4 exons.